Penicillium waksmanii is the source of this 642-nucleotide messenger RNA. RefSeq lists its product as uncharacterized. The coding region runs from base 1 to 642 and encodes 213 amino acids. The record is from RefSeq and is a predicted model, not a curated record. Lineage: Eukaryota; Fungi; Ascomycota; Eurotiomycetes; Eurotiales; Aspergillaceae. The transcript has a single exon.
AUGCGUUCCAGUGGAUUCGACUAUCCAUUCCCGCCCCAGCCAAAUAUUCGUGAACUUGUUUCUGAAGGCUAUCGAAAUGUGAUUGUUGAGGAUCCAAGUCUAGAACAUGCCCCGGUAGAUACCAUUCGUAAACGACAUAUCGAAUGGGUUAAGGGACAGGGUUACUCCCGUCAUAUUGGUAGACCUCGAUUUGACUACUGCCUUUUUCUGGAUGACCGCUCUAUUCGGUCAAUUCUGGCAAGUUCAGAGCCAGAUGUAGUAUCUGGCUCUGGUCUGGUCGGAUACAUCAAUCUGAUUGAUUGUGAUUUUGACCCAAAUGACCCUGAAAAUGAAUGCUCAGAGUUUUAUGAUGGAUUACUCAGAAUUUGCCUGCAUGACAUCUUCUGUUUUGCCCUCUCUUGCGAAGAUCUCCAGACCGGAGAACAACAAUGGGGAGACUGGGGGAUAGAAAGUCCUGGGAACGUCAUUUAUACGGAUGGACAUUCUUCACUUAUCGAGAAGCAAGAUGUGUUUCUCUGUCCGUCCGAUUACAAUAUUUUUUCCCGCUCGUCCGAAUCCAAAUGGCCAAGAAAACCGACCGUUACGGAGUCUGAGUAUCUUGAACGUCAGAUUUCCAUCAAUAUGGAAAGUCAAGCCAACUAA